Messenger RNA from Microthlaspi erraticum, 459 nucleotides. Lineage: Eukaryota; Viridiplantae; Streptophyta; Magnoliopsida; Brassicales; Brassicaceae. The record is from the annotation of a GenBank genome assembly.
AUGAGCAUUGAGUCUAGUUUGAGUCCCACCCAAGUCCCACCCAUGUUUCAAGAAGCAAAGAAGUCCAAGAAGGGCCGCGGCACAACAAAAUCCGGCCAUUGGAACACUAUUGCACAAGGCAAAGAUAUAAAACAUGACAGGAAAGACCGGUUCAAAAUAUCAACAAACAUGGCGCGCAAGGAAGCCACAACCGGCCAAAGGAGGAUUUACAUGCCAAACAUGAGAGAUGAGGGAAAUCCAACCACAAUUCAAUCCAGGAGGGAUAGAAAAACAGUUCGGUCGAAGCAGAACUCAAUUGGCCCGAGUAAAAAAGGAGAUAUCACAUUCCAAUCACUCUCUCGGCCAGAAUCGACGAACCAAGCGACAAUGCUCGACCAUCUCCCAAACGGCACGACCGAAGUCCACCAAACUUCACAGGCGACCUCAAACAUCAUUUUGGUCGGCAAAUCCAAAAGAUAG